This is a messenger RNA of Caenorhabditis angaria, 543 nucleotides long. The record is from the annotation of a GenBank genome assembly. Lineage: Eukaryota; Metazoa; Nematoda; Chromadorea; Rhabditida; Rhabditidae.
AUGUAUACAAUUGGAGGUGUUUCAAAAACUGAAACCCAAAAUCAACAAAUUCAUUCAAUUCCAUGUAAAAUAGGAUAUACGGGACCAGCAACUGUUGAAUCGUAAGUUGAUAUUUCACUUUAAUACUCUGAUAAAUUCUCGAUUUUUCAGGAAUUUCAUUCGAUCGAAAGUUGAAGGAGAAACAACUGAAAGAGGAAUGUUUCGUGGAAGAGGAUUAGAAGGAGCAGAUUGGAAACCACCAAAUAAUUAUCAAAUUGUUGUUGUCAAAGAGAGAAAAGGUUCGAGUUUUGAAGAUAUUUUCAAAUUAAAACUGGCAUGCUGAUUUUAAACACACGGUUAAAAUCUACAACGUUGAAAUUAUGUUAAAUUAUAUUCCUGACAAAAUUAUUUUCAGGUCCAAAAGGAACAAUGCUUGACAUCGAAGCAAAAGCAGAUUCAAUCAAAGUAUGGGAAUGGGAUAAAUCAUGCGGUGAAAAUGCGAAUAGAACUACAAUUGGACGCGCAUCGACAUAUUUGAAAAUUGCAAAUGCAUUGGCUAAUUGA